Messenger RNA from Salvia hispanica, 1007 nucleotides. RefSeq names its product 26S proteasome regulatory subunit. Gene Ontology annotation, molecular function: protein binding. Gene Ontology annotation, cellular component: nucleus; cytoplasm. Gene Ontology annotation, biological process: proteasome regulatory particle assembly. The record is from RefSeq and is a predicted model, not a curated record. Lineage: Eukaryota; Viridiplantae; Streptophyta; Magnoliopsida; Lamiales; Lamiaceae.
UUGAAAUUCAGGGGUAGAAACGUAAAAACGGUGAACUCUUCACCAAGCUUUCUCUCUACUCUAUCCCCCUUUCAUCGGAGAAUCAAUUAAACCCUAGCUAGUACAAAAAAUUUUACUCAGUAAUCAAUCAAUUGAGAACAAGUGAAGAUGGUGGCGACGAAUCUGAAAGCGGAGACGAUGAAAUUGAUGGAGAAGCGGAGUGGAAUAGAGGAGGAGAUGAAUGUCAUCAUCGAACGCCUCUGCCAGCCCGGCGGCCCUGGCCUCUCCGGCAACCUUGUCGAUUCCGAGGGGUUUCCGAGGACAGAUAUUGACAUUCCGACUGUCAGAGCUGACAGGCAUAGACUUGCUGAGUUGCGUAAUGAUCACAAGGAUAUAACGGAGAAGAUGAGCCAAAAUAUUGAGCUUCUUCAUUCUGCAAAACAUACUACAGCCACUUCAUCUGUUAAAGAUUCUGGCCCAAGUGCUGGCAUGUCUGUGUCCCUUGACAAAUCUGUAGCCAUAGAUGCUUCUAGUGCCAUGGAUGCGGAUUUUGACAUCGGCAGACCCUUUGCAAUUGUCGAUGAAAUUACUGAGUUGUCUCCAGCUGCAGAAGAUGGUUUACAACUGGGCGAUCAGAUUUUGAAAUUUGGGAAUGUGGAGGGAGGUGAGAGCUUGCUGCCCCGGCUUGCUGCUGAAGCUCAACAAAAGCAAGGUGAAGCUGUCCCCUUGGUUGUGUUGAGGCAGGGUUCUCUGAUUAAUCUGACUGUAACUCCUAGAACAUGGUCAGGUCGAGGUUUACUGGGGUGCCAUUUCCGGAUCUUAUGAUGAUGGAUUCAUGCACAUAACUCCUUAAUAGUUGGGAGCAAACUGCCUGGAGGGAAAAGAAUACUAGUAGUAGGUUUUUAUGUGCAUUCGAAAUAACUCUCUUACUUGUACUUACUCUGACGAUGACCCACACCCUGCUCUUCGAGUAUGUUUCUUGUAUUCGACCUUCAAUCUUUUAAUCUAUUCCCAAUCUUUCAUAUUGA